Periconia digitata is the source of this 572-nucleotide messenger RNA. NCBI's taxonomy places the organism in Eukaryota, Fungi, Ascomycota, Dothideomycetes, Pleosporales, Periconiaceae. The record is from the annotation of a GenBank genome assembly.
UUUCCAACACCAUGCCCAGACCAAUCUUCUUCAAAUACACGACACCUUUCAUUCGAGGGAACCCAAGAACGUCGAUCCAAAAUCUCCGCAGUUGGCCACUACGCAUCCAACCAACUCCCCCGAGAAUUCAGAUCGCAUCUCUUGUCCACGUCACCUCCAUAAGGCGAAGCGACCCGAAUCAACCAUUCACUCUUGUAGCUACACAUCGGCAUCCAAACGCCCACCAGCUAAGAGGUAAAACAUACAACGUCGAUGUUCUACUUGCCGAGGAAGAUAAUAUUGCCGAAGUGUGCUGGAGGUUCCAGAUCGCAGAUGAAGAGGACCUAUUGGAUCGUCUGUCAGCUUAUGCACUGGCUUUCGGACAGCAUAGUACAGAGAAUAAAGAUUAUGAUGAAUGCGUUCGUGCUUUUCAGAGCAAGAUGGCAUGUAUCCUAAGGGGGAGGCUUGCUGACCAAGAGGAAUGGACUGCCGUGAGUGAAGAUGAGGAUGGGGAUGCAAACUUGUCUGGAUUUUCGGAGCAGCUAAAAGGAGGGCAUGGGGUGGAAGAGGACAAAAGCAAGGGUAACAAAUGA